Molecule: messenger RNA, 249 nt
Organism: Lachancea sp. 'fantastica'
Lineage: Eukaryota; Fungi; Ascomycota; Saccharomycetes; Saccharomycetales; Saccharomycetaceae
Source: the annotation of a GenBank genome assembly
AUGUCCGAGCAAGUAAAGGUUUCGCCAGCUAGCAGAUCGCUACUCAACGAUAAGUGGGACGUUGUCCUUUCGAAUUUGGUGGUCAAAUCCGGUCUUGGAUUGGGCGCCGGUGUAGUAGCCUCUGUGUUGUUUUUCAAACGUCGUGCAUUUCCCGUGUGGAUUGGCAUCGGUUUUGGGCUUGGUAGGGGCUACGCUGAGGGUGACGCGAUUUUCCGUUCUUCUGCCGGUUUGAGAACUGUGAAAGCGUAG